UUCUGAAAAAGUCUCCCCGUGAUUCACCCCGACAGUCUGUGUCUCACAGCAGAAUCAGUAAGCACCGGUCGUGGUGGGAAGAGAAAGUAGAUUAUUUAGCCAUAAUAACGGAGAGAAAAAAUCUCAUCGGCGAAGGAAGGGAAGAAACCUGGAACGAGAAAGCAAGAGCUCAUCCUUCCAAAUAAAUAUCAAGAUAAAACAAGAUGCUAGAAAAUCAGACCGCUGGUUGGAUAAGUCUUCUUCCUUGUAAGAGAAAGAAACUCUUUCUUUCUUUGGCAGCAAUCUUGGCCAUCCUCUGCAAAGGAAUCAGAAGUCAAAGGGAAUGGACGUAUACAAUCACCGUGGAACUUUCUGUCACCGUACAGCGUGGUCUUGCUGUUCAUAUUCCAUGCCAGUUCACGUAUAACCAGGAAGACCAGCGGUGGUCUGAGAACAUAUUUGCUUAUUGGAUUAAGAAACACUAUUCCUUCUGUUCUCCAUCGGUUAAUCAAGCCUGCAGGCCUGUUGCUACCAACAAACAAAAUGAGGGAGUCGAACGUUCGGCUAAGAACCGCUUCCAUUUAUUAGGAAAUCCAAAUGAAGGAAAUUGCUCACUUUUCAUCACAGAUGCUCGCAUAGAAGAUGAAGGGGAAUACUUCUUGAGAAUUGAGGGGCAAUAUAACUUAAAAUAUUCUUUCGUCAAGAAAACACUUAAUGUUAAAGUGAUAGAACCAAUCCAGAAAGUUACUAUCAGAGUGAACAACAGAGGCUCUGGCUCCCCAUCUUCGCCACUCAACCCUGUGAUAACCAAGGAAGGAAACACUGUCACUCUGAUUUGUACUGCUGAUGGUACACCACCUCCCACUCUAUCCUGGAUGAAGGAGAACCAGCAAAUUGAUAGUCCCACACAGCAGAGGCUUCAGCUGCGUGAAAUUGGACCAAAGGAUGCUGGGAAAUAUCAAUGCUUGGCAAACAAUCUGUAUGGAUCUCUCAAGACAACGGUUGAAGUGAUCGUCCAGUAUCGUCCAAGGAUGCUGGUUUUCAACACCUCCCAAACUCACAGGAGAGGCUCCAUACUCUCUCAAGGUUGCUUCAAGGAGCUGCCCAGUGGCUCUGAGUUGACAGCCCAAGAAGGUGACUCAUUGGAGCUGUUCUGCCAAGCAGAUAGCAACCCUCCAGCCACAACUAGUUGGGAGAAAAGAGACGGCCACUUGCAGAAGCCUCUAGAUAACCAAUUGCGACUGACCAACCUGACUGUUGAAGAUGAGGGUGUCUAUGUGUGCACUGCUACAAACAUGCUCGGCACAGUUCAGGGGUUCUUCCGGCUCUCUGUGACAUAUGCCCCAAGGCUCAGCAGAAGCCCCCAGAAAAAUACAACAUGUUCUUACCAUGACAAUGAUUUCCUAUGUACUUGUACCUGGGAUGCUAAGCCACUCCCCCAGAUCGAGUGGGAGGUGGAUGGGGAGAGGAUAACCGAGGAGAGCAAGAGAAGAGGAAACUGGACAGUCCAACCUUCAGUCCAGAAGAAUGAGGCCACCAGUACCUUAAACUGGACUGGCAGCUUAGAUAGAGAUCAUAAUAUUAUCUGCAUGGGGAGCAAUUCUUAUGGAAUCCAAAGAAUGCAAUUCCUGUUGAAGGCCAAGAGAGACCCAACUUCAGAAUCUUCCAUAGGAAGAUCUAAUAAGACUUUGUUCAUUGCUGGGAUAUGUGGAAUUUUUCUGGGAGCUGGAAUCUUCAUGUUGUGCCUAUUCCUGAUCAGGGUUUUUAAGCAGAGGAAAGCAUUGCUCGAAGCUAGCCAUGUCGAAGGAACCUCUUCUGGACGAGAACCACAGGAGAAACCCAAGAAUUCCAGCCAUAUCUACAGCAACGUUUUCCCGAUGGGUCCAAGAUUACCCCAUGCUGAUAAGCCAAACCCUGCUGGAAAAAGGAAGCCUAAAGCACCCCAGGGACCCACUGUUCCAGCCCCAAGGACAGCAGAGCCACCUGAACUGCAGUAUGCAGCCCUAGAUUUCAAGCCGAAAAGUAAAGGCAUUUCAGAUUUAGGCGAAAACAAUGUGGAAUAUUCAUCGAUCCAAAAAAAACAAAAGCCUCAGAAGUGAGGGUUAGCAUUUGAAGAAAUGGGGAGAGAAAGGGGAUUGAUGUUUUUUGAACUUCGGUGGUGACUCAGGGUUGGCAUUCACUUAACUUCCUUACCGAUUUGCAAAUGCAUGCAUUCACUCGUGCCCACCUCCGUACAUGCACUUUUGGUGAAAAGAAAAUGGCCUAAAUGGGAUGCCGUAGACCCAGGGAGGUGGGCGGAGCCACCUACAAUUUCCGCUACCGGUUCAGGCGAACUGGUAGAAUGCCACCUCUGCGAUGACUCCUGAAGAAACCAUGGAUAGCCAAGAAAUAAAUCAUCCAACAAAUCAGCUCGUCAUUCAAGCCAUAAUUAAUCAGGCUCAGAUUGUCUACUUCAUGCCCAUUAUGAGGAGACCCAGCUGCAACACUGGGAAAGGAGGAAGGAAAGAGAAGAAGAGGAUAACCAGCAGCAAGGGGGAUGGAUUCUGUUAUAAGUGGCCAUGGGGCAACCUAUGGACCACGUUAGGGACAGAUCAUCCUGGAGGAAGUUUAUUUACCUCCCAGAGACCUAUACGAUCACACAGAUUAGA
Messenger RNA from Thamnophis elegans (Western terrestrial garter snake), 2627 nucleotides. RefSeq names its product sialic acid-binding Ig-like lectin 11. The record is from RefSeq and is a predicted model, not a curated record. The transcript is spliced from 11 exons. NCBI's taxonomy places the organism in Eukaryota, Metazoa, Chordata, Lepidosauria, Squamata, Natricidae. The coding region runs from base 204 to 2078 and encodes 624 amino acids.